Oncorhynchus keta (chum salmon) is the source of this 2250-nucleotide messenger RNA. Its product is annotated as lysosome membrane protein 2-like. Gene Ontology annotation, biological process: receptor-mediated endocytosis; protein targeting to lysosome. Gene Ontology annotation, cellular component: membrane; cytoplasm; lysosome. The record is from RefSeq and is a predicted model, not a curated record. Gene Ontology annotation, molecular function: scavenger receptor activity. NCBI's taxonomy places the organism in Eukaryota, Metazoa, Chordata, Actinopteri, Salmoniformes, Salmonidae. Bases 486 to 2003 code for a protein of 505 amino acids. The transcript has 12 exons.
AACAGCAGACAUUGCGGUGUGACCAAUCAACAUUCGCUUAGCGCACAAGCGCGACCUUCUCACCACCCUACAAAUAUCCACUGGGAUUAUUCAUACAGUUUCACCACCUUCACCACCAGGGAUUGCAGACGACCUCAUUUUAUUGUGAAAAAUCUCAUUAUUAAUCAGGCAGCAGAUAACUAAAUUUAGCAUACAUUCCUUUUCUUGCAAUGACUUAAAACUAAGAAGAGUAAAGAAGUGAUAACCAUUAUAGUCGACUAGAAUAAACAAAUAAAAUCGGUAACUAAUACAGAAUCCAAGUUCUACCACUUUACAAGUUACGUAAAAACUGACCACAAACCACAAAAGAGGACAACAAGGUCAACUUUGACGAUGCUUUGUGCUUGAACUUGAAGAUAAAAACGCAGCCGGCUCAGGUGCCACAUUUCAACUGUAUAGUCCUCUUCUUGCUGUGUUACAACUUUUACGCGCCGUUGUCCUGCAUCAUGACUCAAAGAUCUUGUGCUGUAUAUGGAGUUGGGAUUGUCUGCGCUCAUCUGCUGUUCAUCGGGAUUGGUUUAUUUGUGGCUCAAGUAUUUCAAACUGUAAUACAUAACCGGUUAAAAAAGGAGUUAACUCUGACAGAGGGCAGCCGUGUGUUUGAAACAUGGAAGAACCCUCCUCCUCCCAUCUUCAUGCAGUACUUCUUUUUUAACGUCACCAACCCAGACGAGUUCCUGGCUGGAGCCAAGCCUUUCGUCUCUCAGGUUGGCCCUUACACAUACAGGGAGUACAGGCCCAAGGAGAAUGUGACCUUUUUAGAGAAUGGGACAAGGGUCGCUGCCUACCAAUGCAAGACCUUUGUGUUUCUGCCAGAGAGGUCAGUGGGUGAUCCUGACAUAGACAUGAUCACAACCAUCAACAUCCCAGCUGUGGCUGUGAUGAACAAGGUAAAGGAUAGCUUCUGGAAGAGUUCUUUGGUGUCUAUCUGGAUGAACUCCUUGCAUGUGGGCAUGUUCAUGACGCACUCCGUCAAUGAGCUUUUGUGGGGCUUCAAGGACCCUCUGCUGUCCCGCAUACACCCCAUGAACCCUGAGAUCGACGAGUACUUUGGCCUCAUGUAUAAGAAAAAUGGAAGCAAUGAUGGUGAAGUUGUUUACCAUACCGGGGAGGCAGACUUCAUGGACUAUGGCAGGAUAGCCAGAUUUAAAGGAGAAAGCAAACUGAGUCUGUGGACAUCUGAGCAGAGUAACAUGAUCAACGGUACAGAUGGCAGUGCCUUCCACCCCUUGCUGUCCAAGAAGGAGAGACUGUACAUCUUCAGUCCUGACCUGUGCAGGUCCAUCUUCAUGGAGUUUGAGAAGGAUGUGGAGGUGAAGGGACUCCCAGCAUAUCGUUUCACCCCUCCUCGUGACGUGCUGGCCAGCAAGGAGGAGAACCCAGCCAACAAAGGCUUCUGUGUCUCCCCCAAAGAGUGCCUGGGUAGUGGAGUACUCAAAGUCAGCGUGUGUAAAAAAGGUGCUCCAGUGGUUGUGUCUUUCCCUCAUUUCUACCUGGGCGAAGAAAAGUACACUAACGCCAUUGAAGGACUGAGUCCUGUGAGAGAGCACCACCAGACCUACCUGGACCUGAACCCGACCACUGGUGUUCCUAUCCGUGCCAGUAAGAAGGCUCAGAUCAAUAUCCUCAUCAACAGAAUCUCUGGCUUCCCGAAAACCAAACCCCUGAAUGAGACUAUCUUCCCUGUCAUGUUUAUCAAUGAGACGGUGGUGAUAGACGACGCGUCGGCUGCGAAGCUCCAAAAGCUGUUGCUGAUGGUGACAAUGGUGGCCAACUUCCCUCUCAUCAUUGUUGGUCUGGGGGUCUUGCUGCUGCUGGUGUUCAUCUGCCUCAUCGUCUGUGAACGCAAACUGAAGAUGACAACAAAGGAGGACACAUCUUAUUCUCCUGUGAGCAACAAGGAGGGUGACGAAAAAAAUGUCAGCACCUACAUUGGCAUGACUCCAAUUAUUGAAAAGUCUUGAGGAGGGAAUGGGACGUUUUUGUUGUUGUUGAGAUUCACAGAUCUUCUGUGUGUGAGAUGCUGUUCAGAGUUGAAUUGUUGCCUUUCUGUGCCUCAAAGUUAUAGUCUUGAUCAAUGUGACACAAGUUACACUAUUAUUGUGAUAUCUCCCAAUUUGUUUGUUUGUUUGGAUCUUGUUUAACCCACAAUGGAGGCUAUUCUUCCAAGAGUCCCUGUAAUAUUGGUUGAUAAUACACGUGACCCUUUGA